AAUGUAUUCAGAAAGAAAAGUGAAAUUAACUCUUCAUUUACCUUAAUUAGAAUAAGGUGUCAGGUUUGAAUCAGAAGCUUAAACAACAACAUCAAGAUCAAGUAUAUAUUUUGUAUUUAUAAUAGGAAUUCCAUCAAUCAACAAAGCUCAAUAAACUGAAAAGAGAUUACAUAAACAUACAGUCACUGAAAUAAGUAGUCCUAAUUAACUACAUUUAUAUACUCCAAAAUAAGAGAGUUUAAGAGCCAAAAGACUUAAAAACAUACCUUAUUAAUUAUAAUGUUUUAUUCCUAAUCUGCCUAACAAAAACUUUAAAUCUAGCCAUCUAAUGAGCAACAAAUUAUUAGAAAUACCUAAAAGUACACUCUAUAACAAAGAUAAAUGGCAAUUAAAUAUGCAUAAAACUAGAAUGAAUAAUGCUUUUAGUCUUGGUUAAAGUAAAAGAAUGGAAAAUUAACAUAUAAAAACAGAAUAACAAGAAGAGCAUAAUCAAAUUAGAAGAUAGAAUACAAAUUAUAUUGAAAAAGAAAAAAUUAAAGUAUUACAAUAAUAUAUUGUUAGAGACUCAACAAAUAAAGAAUUGACACUCAAAAAUUAAUUGAUUAAUUUGCUUCUUAAUUUAAUUCAAGUGUAAAACUCGAUCAUCUAGAAUGA
Messenger RNA from Paramecium primaurelia, 654 nucleotides. The record is from the annotation of a GenBank genome assembly. NCBI's taxonomy places the organism in Eukaryota, Ciliophora, Oligohymenophorea, Peniculida, Parameciidae.